Messenger RNA from Gavialis gangeticus (Gharial), 7392 nucleotides. It is a transcript of the gene TDRD6, whose product is annotated as tudor domain containing 6. NCBI's taxonomy places the organism in Eukaryota, Metazoa, Chordata, Crocodylia, Gavialidae. The transcript has 6 exons. The coding region runs from base 1 to 6747 and encodes 2248 amino acids. The record is from RefSeq and is a predicted model, not a curated record. Gene Ontology annotation, biological process: spermatogenesis.
AUGGACGUAAGGAAGGCGGCCAUCAUCAAGGACAGUCCAGUGGAGCUGGGUGGGCGGUGGCAGCGCUGCCGCGUCGUGAGUCGCCAGGCCCAGGGUGCAGACGCCUACCGCGUGUUCCUGCUGGACGAGGGCCGCUCCGUGUGCGCUGCCGCCCACCACCUGGCGCGGGGCCGGCCCGAGCUCUUCCAGUUGCCCUCCGAGGUGCUGGGCUGCGUGCUGGCCGACCUGGUGCCACCGGGCGGCUGGGAGCUGGUGGGUGUUGCCUGGCCCGCGGGCGCGGCUGACUUCCUGUCCUGCCUGCAGGGCAAAGAGGUGGCAGGGCAGGUGCGCGAGGUGCUGCUGCCGCAGCGCCUGGUGGUGCUGGAGCUGCCCUGGCUGCUGGCGCAGAUGCAGCACCUGGGCCUGGCGCAGCAGGCGGCGCCCAGCACCUUCCGUGCCCUGCUGCAGCGCUGCCUGGCACCCACCUCGGCCCUUGUGCCGCAGCCGGCCCCGUUGCCUCCCGCCACUGCCGCCCCCACCGAUUACUUCUACCCGCGCCUGCAGCCGGGGGUGACGGAGCCAGUGCUGGUGACGCAAGUGUCGGACCCGCAGCGCAUCUACUGCCAGCUGCGCAGCCUGUCGCAGGAGAUCCGGCGCCUCUCAGACACCAUGCGCCAGCUGUACGAGGCGGCGUCUGGGCGGGGGCAGGAGCAGGAGGCGCCAUCCAAGCCAGGCUCGCCCUGCGCUGCCCGGGGCAUUGAUGGGCAAUGGUACCGUGCGCUGCUGCUGGAGACAUUCACGGGUGAGCUGGGCCGGCCGCUGGCCCAGGUGAUGUGUGUGGACUACGGCAGGAAGGAGUUUGUGAUGGGCACCAACCUGCACCGCCUGCCCCCCGAGUGCUUCCGCAUGCCCGUGCUGACCUACCCGUGUGCGCUGCAGGGCAUCUCGGACGGUGGCUGCGGCUGGUCCCGCUCGCAGCUCAGCGAGCUGAAGGCGCUGCUGCUGGGCAAGGCGGUGAGUGCCCGCAUCGACGCUUACAGCUCCUUCGAGCACCUCUACUACGUGAGCCUGUAUGGCGACAACGGCAUCAACCUCAACUGUCUCUACGGUGUGCAGGCACACUGCCUGUCUGCCAGCCUGCUGCACAGUGGUUCAGAGCUGCCCGAUGCUGCCGCUGAGGAGCCAGAGCAGCCACCUGGGGCGCCCCCGGCUGCAGCAGCAAUGCACAAGGUUCCAGCCCCCGCCGCCCGCCUGCCCGUCAUACGGCUGAAGGCAGGAGUGUUCUGCAAAGGGCAGGUGUCCUUUGCCCGGGACCCGGGCGAGUUCUGGCUGCGGCUCCAAGAGCACAAGCAGCCCCUCGGCCAGUUGAUGCGGAGCAUGAGCGACUUCUACUCCCGAGCCCAGAAGCUGGAGGCCGUGCUCCUGGAGCCACAGCUGGGCUCCCUUUGCUGUGCCAAGUGGAAGGAGAAAGCCUACUAUCGUGCCCUUGUCACUAGGGUGCUGGGCAAAGGCGUGGAAGUGCACCUGGUGGACCGAGGCAACACUGAGACCUUGGACUGGUAUGAGGUAAAAGAGCUGCUCCCUCAGUUCAUGGAGCUGCCUGCUGUGGCUCUGAAGUGCUGCUUGGCAGAUGCAUCCCCUUUGGGGGAGAGUUGGAGCAAGGAGUGCGUGUCCUACUUCAAAAGGGCCGUGCGGAACAAGGAGCUGACAUUCCAUGUGUUGGGUACACAGGCUGACAAGUAUGUGGUCGAAAUUCUGGACCAGUCCCAAACAGGAGAGAAAAAUGUAUGCAAAAUCAUGACCUGGGGAGGAUAUGCUAAAUUCCAGGGGGCUGAGGUUCCGCAGGUACAUAAGAAGGCACCUGCUGAGCGUCUGGGGCAGGAUUCCAAAUGGGGUGCUGAGGAGGGGAAGCAAGCCAGUGCUACAGAUAGAAUAGAAAUAGAGCCCAAACCAAAAAUAGAUCACACAGCGUUCAACUCAUCUGCAGCUUUGGUCAAAGACCAGCCCAGUGAUGAUUUAAGUGACUCACUUUCUGAUAAGGAAAAAAUGCCCCCAAAUCUGCCCUGCUCUUUUGCUCAAAACUACUUAGAAAUCAAACCAGGACUUUCUCCUUAUGAAGAUCAGCUGGAAGUAGGAAGCACAGUUGAUGUGGUAGUGUCCUGUGUUGAAAGUCCUGGCUACUUUUGGUGUCAACUAAGGAGAAAUUCCCAAGAGCUUAAGAAACUAAUGGCUGCAAUUCAGGACUAUUGCAAAGAUUCAGCACAGCCACAUUAUUUGCCAAAUCCUGUAUGUUUAGCCAAGUAUUCAGAGGAUGAGAAGUGGUACAGAGCUUUGAUUCUUAGUGGAAUACUUCCCAAAGAAGAGGUAGAGGUGAUAUAUGUAGAUUAUGGGAACAAGGAUGUGGUUUCUCUUAAGAAUUUGUGUUCAAUCAAUGCAGAUUUCCUUAAACUGAAGGCCCAGGCUUUCAGAUGUAGUCUUUACAACUUAAUUCAGCCAAGUGGUCCUGAUCCUCUUGUUUGGGAUGAAGAGGCAAUUUCAGCUUUUCAGGAAUUUGUUGAUGCCUCCACGGAGUGUUUGCAACUGAAUUGUACAAUAUUUGCUCUGGCUGCGGUGAACAACAAAGGGCUAUUUAAUAUUGUGGAUUUAAUUACACCUUUUGAAAGUGUCUGCCAUUUUCUAAUAGAGAGAGGUUUAGCCAGACCAGUACAACCUCAGAGUCCUCUGGCAUCCUCUGUUCAGCUUUAUUCUUAUUAUUAUUCUACGCACGACAUCAAAAUUGGCAGUGAGGAAGAGAUUUAUGUAACGCAUGUAGAUGAUCCAUGGAAGUUCUACUUCCAACUUCAAAGAAGUGCAGAUGCUCUAGAGCAGCUCACAGAUAGCAUUGAUCAACUCAACAAAGUACUGGCCUGUUUAAAAAUGUCUCAAGGCUCUGGAAACUUGUGUCUUGCAAAGUAUACUGACAGUCACUGGUACAGAGGAAUAGUUACAAAAACAAAGCCUAACAAGGAAGUAUAUUUUGUGGAUUUUGGAAACACAGAGGUAGUAAAGAAAGAAGAUAUUCUUCCUAUACCUAACGAUGCUUAUGAUAUCUUGCUUUUGCCAAUGCAAGCCAUAAAAUGUUCAUUGUCUGAUAUCUCUAAUGUAUCAGAAGAAGCUACUGAAUGGUUUACAAAAGCUGUCUUAGAUAAGCAUUUAAAAGCAAUAAUUGUAGCAAAAGAAUCUGAUGGAAAACUGAUGAUUGAACUCUAUGAUGGUAAUAUUCAAAUUAAUGCAAAAAUGAAACAGGAUUUUAGCUUACCAAAUAGUAGAGCGACUCACAGGCACCCAGAAAAUGAAACUUUACACUCUAAACAUCAAGACGCUAAAGAAGAGAGAAAUGAAAAUGUGAAGUCAUUUACAACAUCCACAAGUAAGCUUACUGAGAGAGAGAAUUGGAGAUCUGAAAUGCAGAGAGGAGAGAGCAGUUGUAAAACCAGUUUUAUUUGUAAGGAAGCAAAACUGCUCCCAUCUCCUAAAAAAAGAGAAUCGUUAUUUGAUCCGUGGAAAGGAUCUGUGGAAAGGUUUAACAAUAACAAAGCCUUUCCUCUUGAUAAAGUAGAAGAGUCCCCUCUUCCCAUUAGGAAGGAAGCUAUGGGGUCUGUUGCUGUUCUGUCUGAUACUGCUGGAAAUAGAGAUCAGGGAGAAAAUAGUGUAUAUGUUCCUUUAAAAAAUCUGUCUGAUCUGCAUCAAAAGAACUUAAUACCUGGACUUAAAACUUUAGUAUAUAUUUCUCAUGUCAAUAACCUUUCAGAUUUGUAUAUUCAGCUAGCAAGUGAUGAAUCUCAACUUAAUAGCAUUUCAGAGACAUUAAACAAUGGAACAAGAAGAGAGAAUCUCUGUAAACAGCAGUUGAAAACAGGAGACUUAAUCGGUGCUGCUUAUUCAGAAGAUGGUUUAUGGUAUAGGGCUGUAAUUAAAGAGAAAUCUUCUGAAGAGCUGAUUAGUGUUCAGUAUAUAGAUUAUGGCAAUACUUCAGUAGUUAACAUCAGUGAAACUUGUAAUCUCCCCAAAGACACUACAGUAAUUCCAGUGAUGAGCAUCCAUUGCCUCCUUGGUGGACUUCAAGCUGUAAGUUGUCUAGACUGGACACGGGAAGCAAUGCUCUACUUCUCUGAAAGAACAAGCGAUGUUCAGAUAAACUGUGAAUUUGUAGAGAAGGUCAAAGACAAAUGGGAAAUUCUUCUCAGUGAUGACCAAGGCAUGAUAGCAGUGGAUUUGAUUGAAAAAUUUGCAGUGAGAGAAGGCUCUCAAUUAUCAGAAAUGCGUGACAGAGAUGAGAGUAGGUGUGAUGUUCCUAAUGACUUACCAGACCUGUCUUGUGAUGAGCAAAACGAAAUUUCUCAUCUAAAUGACACUGAAACAUUCUCCUGGAAGAUUCCUGAGGUAGGUCAGACUGUAGAAGUGUAUGUCACUAUGGUAAAGGGUCCAGGAUAUUUUUGGUGUCAGAUUGCUGGCACAGAAAGUAUAAACUACCUGGAAGAAAAACUGCAGGUUGCUGGAGAACUUUCAGUAAAUAGCAUGGAUGACUUCAGAUCUAGUAUUAAAAGUGGUGCCAUUUGUAUAGUGAAAAGUAGUGAAGAUGAAAAAUUUUACAGAGCAGAAAUUAGAAGCAUAAAAGGUACCAGCCUAAUUGUGAGACAUGUGGAUUAUGGAACUGAGGAGGUCUUUGAUAGAGAGGUGGUCAGACAAGUUCCUGAUGAACUGCUCGCAAUACCUAAUCAAGCAUUUGCAUGCUGUCUGUCUGGAUUUGAUUCUUCAGAGGGCUCCUGGAUUAGUGAAAUAAAAGACAAGUUUCAUGACAUGAUUGCAGAAUCUUUACUAGAGAUCACGAUAAUAGAAAUAAAAAAGGAUAAUCCAACUGGAAUUCCUUUAUGUAGUGUUAAAAUGCAGUGUAAUGGAGUAAGCAUUAAUGAAGAACUGAGUUGUUUUUGGAAGCCAAACCUAGGAAACGGUGACAAGAUUUCAGCAAACAUUGAGAAUACAUCUGAGGGAAAGAAUGAGAGUACAGGGAUAAGUAAUAAAGACCUUUUUGUUCUUGAAGAGACAUCCUCUGCAGCUUGGAGUCAAGUACAGAAAGAAAAUCAGAGUGCCAUCCUUGAUCCAGAACUAUUCCAUCCAACAGAGAGCGACUGUCUACAUACUUCAAAAACACCAUUUCCACUGGAGGACGUGGAAGUGGUUUUACCCACAUCUAAUGGAGAACAUCAAGUCAAGCAUCAAACAAGUUUUGAAACUUUUGGUAAAGAGAGCCCUUUACUUGAGAAUGAGAGCAAUAGUAAAAUAUUUUUAGAACCAGAAAUAGCUGAUGUGCAAGUUCUUUUCAGUAGUGAGACAAAGAACUUAAAACAUAAACCAUCUAUAAUGGAAGUCUUGGAUAAUGUACCCCAAACGGAGAUGUUAGAAUUGACAGUUGAUGGACAGUCUUUGAGUGACACAAGUGAAGAGCUACUAAAAUUACAGUCACAAUAUGAGCAACCUUCCCUGGGUGAUGAAAUAAAGAAUCUAAUGGAACUGGACCAUUUUCAAACACAGUCUUCGUAUGAUGAAAUAAGAGACCUUCUACUGGAACUAAGCUCACUUGAAAUGCAGUCUUCUCUGGAUGAGAGAACAAAGGAGAUGUUGGAAUUGGAAUUUCUUGACGAGCAGCUUUUGGGUGAUGAAACAAGGGAUUUGGUGACUCAGAAAUCACUUGAAAUUUCUCCUUCACUUGAAGAAAGAGAGAACUUGCUGGAGUUCAAGUCACUUGAAAUGCAGCCUUCAUUUGGUGACGAUAGAGAGGAGACAUUGGAACCGCUACCAUCCAAUGUACAAUUUUCUUUGGUUGACGAAAUAGAGAGAUUGAAAUUGGAUUUGGAUAUGCUUCAAGUUCAUCAAAUGAGAUCUUUAGCUGAGGAAGUACUGGAAAUGAAGUCUCCCCAAAUACCUUCGUUAUUGGAUGAAGCUGGGAAAGAACUGGAAGUAGGGACGCAUCAGGCAGAGAUUGUACUUCAUGGCACAAUGAAGGAGCCAAUGGAACUGGUGCCAUCUGAAGUGCUGGCUUCUCUGGGUGAUGAAGCAAAAGAUGAUGUGCUGGAGUUAGAAGAAUCUGUAUUACAACUUUCUGCAAAUAGUAUAGUUCAGCUUUCUGCUCUCAAAACGGACAUAAAGCAAGGAGCUGUUUACAGUGUGGAGUUAUGUAAUGUAGGGCUGCUUGACACUAAACAUGAAGAAUGUGCAGAACAGCUUAGUGUGCAGGAGAUGAGUUCUGCAGAAGAACAGAUGAAACAAGGUUGUCAUAAAGUAUUUAAAGAAUAUGGAGAUCCAUAUGCAAGUGGGGAGCCUUUGGACGAAGAAACUGAAAUAGAAAAGCAAGAUGACUCUUCUGCUGAUCACAGUGCAGAACAACGUGCCUGUGGAGCCUGCAAUCUAGAGGGGUUUGCUGUUGGUUCCAAAUGUGUGGUGUGGACAUCCCCGAAGUGGUGUGAGGCUCAAAUUUUGGAGGUAACGGAUGAAGGUACCAGGGUUUUGAAUCUUUCAAAUGGUAACGAGGAGAUAGUAAAUCCGGAGAAUGUUUGGAAUGGUAUUCCUGAGCUUGCAAGGAGUCCAUCUGAGGAACCAACUAAUGCAGCUGAUAACUUGUAUCCCUUGUCACUAGACGCCUCAAUGUUUCAAGAAAAAGGAACUUGUUAUGAUUCAGAAGUAACCAGUCCUUGUAUGGCAGCCAACAUCCCUGAAAAGGCAUCUGAGUGAGGCUUCUUGUUCAUAAGCUCCUUGUGAUGAAGAAAGUUUUCUGAGCAUCACUUUCCUGGAUAUUACUGAAUAAUACGUUGUAAGAAUAUUUGAAUGUGGUUUUCAAGCAGAUGCAUCUAACUACAUAAUCCACUUCUGCAAUACUACUUUGCACUUGUUGGUAAGCUACCAAAUGCCUAAAUGAGAGAGAGGUUUUUUCAGUGUUAAUGUGGUUUUAAGAAGUUAGAUGCUGUCUUUGCUUGAACAACAAUUUGUGCAUUAGACCUAAUAAAUUUUAGCUACCAGUGUGUUUUGCUAAUUGCUAACAACUUUAAGAAUCUAAUUAGGACAACAGAUACACUAUACUAAUGCUAUUUCUAUUGGAGGUAUACAUGCUUUAAGCUUAAAUUAGUUUAAAUGAGUUAUUUGAAUAGGUUUGUCAACAUACUACUGUAUAUUAUGGAACACUGCUUUCUGUGCAGUUUCUGACAAUGUUACUGUGUAGGAAUAACUUUUUUCUAAAACAAGCAGAGACUAUUUUUCACUCUUUGAGGCUUUUUCUUCCACAUUUUGAUAUAAAAAUCUUCAGUUUGAACUCCUUUAGUUUGGUUUUGUAGCAGAACAAUGGAAGAAGCUGAAAUAAAGCUUUAUACUGUGACACAUUCA